This is a messenger RNA of Caenorhabditis angaria, 1994 nucleotides long. Lineage: Eukaryota; Metazoa; Nematoda; Chromadorea; Rhabditida; Rhabditidae. The record is from the annotation of a GenBank genome assembly.
AUGCCUGAACCUGAAAAUUUCAGCCAAAAAUCGAAGUUUUGGCUGAAAUUUUCGGGUUCUCGCGCAGGGAAAUCUAUCGUCAAUUUUUUUUUUUAAAACAAAAAACCUGAAAUUAACCUAAAGUCAUGCCUGAACCUGAAAAAAUUCAGCCAAAAAUCGAAGUUUUGGCUGAAAUUUUCAGGUUCUCGCGCAGGGAAAUCUAUCGCCAAUUUUUUUUCCAGAAAGUGUCGAAGAUCUCGCCUGGUCGCCAACUGAAACCGGUCUUCUCGCCUCGUGCUCCGUCGAUGCUUCAAUCAAACUUUGGGACACAAGAUCGGCACCAAAAGAUGCAUGUGUUCACACCGUUGCUAAUGUUAGUUACUACCUUCUGAACCCCCAAAAACCCUCUUGAAAAUUAUGAAAAUUUUGCAGGCUCACGCGUCAGAUGUGAAUGUGAUCUCAUGGAAUGCUCACGAGAAUCUGAUAGUUUCUGGUGGCGACGAUGGUGAGCUCAAAAUUUGGUCGUUGAAAACUAUUCAAUAUGGACAACCUGUUGCGAGAUUCAAAUAUCAUACUGGACCGAUUACUUCGGUUGAAUGGCAUCCACAGGUUUUUUUUUUUGAAAAAAUUUGAAAAUUGGGAGAUUUGGGUGAAAAAUUACGUAUUUGCUAGAUUUUUUCGGACCAGAAAUCAAAAUUUCAUCAUAAUUUUUUUUUUUCAAAAAAAAACCCCUGCAAAUUUUUUGGAAAUAUACCCAAAUUGAGAAAUUUGAGGUUUUGAAGAUCCCGAAAUUUAAUUCCAAAAUUUUAUUUUCUCCUAAAUCACCCGAAAAAUUUAGCAAAAUUAAUAAAUACGUUUCAAAAUUUUCAUAUCAAAAAACAAAAUGUUUAUUUUUCUAUUGUUUGCUGAUAUUGACCAAAUAGAAAAAAUUAACAAAAAAGCUGAAAAUUUUGUAAUUUAGAAGAAGUCUAAAAUUCGGAUAAGAUUUUUUUUCACAAAAAUCAACCGAAAAAAUUUAGCAAAAAAAUUACGUUUCAAAAUUUUGAUUUUUAAAUUUAUCCCGAGCGCCUCUGGCGCGAGUGUAGAUCGAAAUUCCGCGCAAGCGGUUCGAGCGAAGCGAGUGUAUGUUCCUUUAAAUUACCGUAGUAUAUUAAGAUCCUACAGUAUUUCAAAGGGACAAACAUCUGAUCCUUUAAACUACCGUAGUAUAUUAAGAGCCUACAGUAUUUCAAAGGAACAUACACUCGCUUCGCUCGAGCCGCUUGCGCGGAAUUUUGAUCUACACUCGCGCCACGGGCGCUCGGGAUACUGUACAUCACUUAAAGGAACAUAAAGGAACUUACAGUAUCCCGAGCGCCCGUGGCGCGAGUGUAGAUCAAAAUUCCGCGCAAGCGGUUCGAGCGAAGCGAGUGUAUGUCCCUUCAAAAUACUGUAGUUUCUAGAGAGCCUACAGUAUUUUGAAGGGACAUACAUAUGUUCCUUUAAAAUACCGUAGUAUAUAAAGAGCCUACAGUAUUUCAAAGGGACAUACACUCGCUUCGCUCGAGCCGCUUGCGCGGAAUUUUGAUCUACACUCGAGCCAAAGGCGCUCGGGAUACUGUAUGGUCUUUUAAGUGAUCUACAGUAUCUCGAGCGCCUCUGGCGCGAGUGUAGAUCAAAAUUUCGCGCAAGCGGCUCGAGCGAAGCGAGUGUAUGUCCCUGUAGGCUUUAAAUAUACUACGGUAGUUUAAAGGGACAUAUGUUUGUCCCCUUUCCUCCAAAAAUCCCCAAAAUUCUUCCAGGAAACCACAACAUUCAUGGCAUCCGGCGAAGACGAUCAAACAACAAUUUGGGACAUUGCAACAGAAGCCGCCGAAGUGAAUAGUGAUACAAUCGAAGGUGUUCCACCGCAAUUAAUGUUUGUUCAUAUGGGACAAACCGAAGUGAAAGAGGUUCAUUGGCACGAGCAAAUUCCAAGUUUGGCAUUGAACACUUCGAUUGAUGGUUUUAAUGUCUUCCGAACUAUUAAUAUUUGA